This is a messenger RNA of Notolabrus celidotus (New Zealand spotty), 2535 nucleotides long. RefSeq names its product PR domain containing 14 (gene prdm14). Gene Ontology annotation, cellular component: nucleus. The coding region runs from base 109 to 1875 and encodes 588 amino acids. NCBI's taxonomy places the organism in Eukaryota, Metazoa, Chordata, Actinopteri, Labriformes, Labridae. The record is from RefSeq and is a predicted model, not a curated record. Gene Ontology annotation, biological process: regulation of transcription by RNA polymerase II. Gene Ontology annotation, molecular function: protein binding; RNA polymerase II transcription regulatory region sequence-specific DNA binding. The transcript is spliced from 9 exons.
UAUUGAUAAAUUUAGAGCAUCAUGGCUCCAGGUUGUUUUAUGAAGAAGCCAAAUGUCUAAAGGGAACACACCGUCUUCAUUUGGCUCUCUGCUCUCCCUCGCGCCGUAAUGUCGGUGUCCCUAUCCAGCAUCCCCGUAGUACUGAAGGACCCGAGCUACCACUCCGGCGUAAUGAAGGGCAGUCCGGCUCGUGGCUUCUUCCCCGGCCCCCACCACCCGUUCAUGGACUUCUUCCCGCGGACUCACAACCUCCUCCACCCGCUCAAAUCCCUCGGGCGUCUCGUGUCUGACGCACAGGGGUCCCUGCCUCUCAGCCUGCACGGGGGAGCCCCUCAGUUCCCUCACCACCCCGCUGUCCUGCACGAGCACGUGUUGAGCGCAUCUGGGAUCCCCUACCUGAGCCAGAUGUUGCCGGGUCAACCUCUGCACUCCAAACCAGAGGAGCUGGCUGCAGUGGUGACGGAGCACGCGGCCGGUCCGCUUUCCUCGGACUUCAGCAGCCCGUCCAGCGAGAGGUCUUCCUCGGUGUCCUCUUCCUCGCCGCGUAAAGAGAGUUUGUUUCGGUUCCGGAGCGCAGAGACAUCACCGGAGAAAACGCGCACGUGUUAUAACUUUAGUGAGGAUGAUUUGUUCAUGGUGCUGUACGGUUAUUCUGGCAACCAGGACCGCAACGUGGGCCACGCACUAUCAGGACUAAUACUGCCGGAAAAGCCAGUGUCUGACUCUCACAUCCUGCCUCUGGACAAAGACGCACUGGAGCUUCCAGAGGGGUUAACAAUCAUUCAGACAACGUGGGGAAGUGUGUCACAUCGUGGAGUUUUCACAGAGAAAAGCAGCAUCCCGAAAGGCACGCGCUUUGGACCUUUCCAGGGGAAACUGGUGAACACGAGCGAGAUUAAAACCUAUGAUGACAACACUCUAAUGUGGGAGGUGUUUGAAAAUGGCCGCUUGAGUCACUUCGUGGACGGCCGAGGAGGAUCAGGAAACUGGAUGUCUUUGGUGAAGUGUGCUCGCUUCCCGGACGAGCAAAACCUGAUCGCAGUCCAGGUGCAGGCCCAAAUCUUUUAUGAAGCCUGCAAAGAGAUCCGGCCCGGCCAGGAGCUACUGGUGUGGUAUGGAGACUGUUACAUGCAGUUCCUCGGAAUCCCCCUCACUUUGAAAGACUCCAGAGAGGAAAACAACGCGGGUAUCGCUGAAGACUCUGGUGAGGGCUUCAAGUGUGACAGGUGCGGGAAAGUGUUUGCCUACAAGUACUACAGAGACAAGCACCUGAAGUACACGCGCUGCGUGGAUCAGGGAGACAGAAAGUUCCCCUGUCACCUUUGCGACAGAUCCUUCGAGAAGAGAGACAGAUUAAGGAUCCACAUUUUGCACGUGCACGAGAAACACCGGCCUCACAAGUGCUCUGUGUGCGGAAAGAGUUUCUCCCAGUCAUCCAGUCUCAACAAACACAUGCGCGUGCACUCUGGAGAGCGGCCGUACAAGUGUGUUUACUGUAAUAAGGCCUUCACUGCCUCCAGUAUCCUCCGCACACACAUCCGCCAGCACUCCGGAGAGCGGCCCUUCAAGUGUAAGCACUGCGGGAAGGCAUUCGCCUCGCACGCAGCCCACGACAGCCACGUCCGGCGGACUCACGCAAAGGACAAGGCGCAUAACUGUGAGCUGUGCGGGACUGCUUUUCAGGACGAGCAGGAGCUUCAGUCCCACAUGAAGAGCCACAAAAAAAUCUUGGACAGCGCAGGUCUCCAGCCUUCUCCUGGCGAUGGAUUACAGGAAGACACCAUGUUUGCAGCAAAAGACAAUCCAAAAACACAGAAAAACUUUCCUUAUUCUGGAUUAACAGUUUUAAAUCCAGAAUAUCGUCCCUGGAACUAAAUUGACAAACCUGAGAUAAUUUGCACUCAGUAAAUUCUGACAAUGAAAACCAUUGUAGUUAUGUUAAGGCUGUUUUACAGAAUUUUAUAUGAUACUAAAAUACAAUAUUACAGAAAGCAUAAGUGAAGGAACAUUGUUGUAAAGCCAUAAAAGAAGCCUAUAAGGUAGGAUCUGUGUAUUUUUUUCUUCAUGUAAAUGCUGCUUUAAAAAAGGUAAUUAGAUAAUACUAUAUAUGUUAGCUCAUCAUAAUUUAAACUGUCGCUAAAAUGUGUCUAAAUCUAUUUAAUAUAUGUCAAAAUAUGUUGUCUGUUAUUUUGUGGCUUAAAGCUUUGACUCUGCAGUGAUUCUUACCCAAUGUGAUAAAAUAAUAACUAUUAUUAUUAUAUUCCUAUUCAUCUUAUUAUAUUAUUUUUAUUGUUAACAUUAUUACAUUGGGUUUCUUGCAUCCACAAAUGCUUGAAAAGCAAAGGGAUUUCUAUCAUUGUAGAUUGGAGCCUAUCGUGUACAGAAUAAACAUUACACCCUCUUUUAAUUUAUAAUGUAUGUAAAUAUUUUCUAUUGUAAUGUAAGGCUACAAAGCAUUGAAGUGUCGGCAUUUGUUCUGUACGUGCGUCUGCUUUUUUCAUGUCUAACAAAUAAAAAAUCAGCGCAUGGAAACAA